Molecule: messenger RNA, 3292 nt
Organism: Mus caroli (Ryukyu mouse)
Lineage: Eukaryota; Metazoa; Chordata; Mammalia; Rodentia; Muridae
Gene: Kank2
Product: KN motif and ankyrin repeat domains 2
Biological process (GO): negative regulation of G1/S transition of mitotic cell cycle; negative regulation of transcription by RNA polymerase II; negative regulation of vitamin D receptor signaling pathway
Cellular component (GO): cytoplasm
Molecular function (GO): protein binding
Source: RefSeq, a predicted model, not a curated record
ACCAGGCUUGGAGAAGCGGGGACCCUGUCCGGAGGGCUGGUGUCCAGGAGCCGACUGAGACCCUAGGACGUGCUCAGGCCGCAGCGAGAGCGCGUGCACCCCCACGACCACCCUUCAACUUCGCCCCCAGGCCCCGCGGCCGAGGCGCCCGGGAGGCUGGAGGGGCGUGGCUUUCUGGUGGGGGCGUGGCUACCGCGCUGGCUCCGCAAGCUUGCGGCGACUGAGGCGGAGCGGGCAGGACGCCUGGGACGGCGGAGGCUCGAGCGCGCCAGGUCAGCCUCAGCUGUCAGCAGGCUGUUGGGGAGACUCAGUUCCCUGAGUGACAUCUGAGGAGCAACCGCAGAGAGAGGAUGGCCCAGGUCCUGCAUGUGCCCGCCCCAUUCCCAGGAACCCCUGGCCAGGCCUCCCCAGCGGCCUUCCCCAGCAAGGAGCCAGACCCACCAUACUCAGUGGAGACACCUUAUGGCUACCGCCUGGACCUGGACUUUCUUAAGUACGUGGAUGACAUUGAAAAGGGCCACACACUGCGCAGGGUGGCGGUACAGCGCCGGCCGCGCCUGGGUUCCCUGCCACGGGGCCCGGGCUCCUGGUGGACGUCCACAGAGUCUCUGUGCUCUGACGCCAGUGGGGACAGCCGGCACUCGGCCUACUCCUACUGUGGCCGCGGCUUCUACCCACAGUACGGAGCCUUGGAGACCCGCAUCGGCUCCAACCCACGUGUGGAGCGCACGCUGCUGGAUGCGCGGCGCCGGCUGGAGGACCAGGCGGCUGCCCCAUCGUCCGGUGGCCUGGGCUCCCUGACACCCAGCGCCGCGGGCUCCACCAGCUCCCUGGCAGGCGUGGGUCUGCUGCCCCCCACGCCUCGCAGCUCUGGCCUGUCCACCCCGGUGGCACCCAGCGCUGGUCACCUAGCCCACGUGCGCGAGCAGAUGGCUGGAGCCCUGCGCAAGCUGCGCCAGCUGGAGGAGCAGGUCAAGCUGAUCCCCGUGCUCCAGGUCAAGCUGUCGGUGCUCCAGGAGGAAAAGAGACAGCUCACCGUGCAGCUCAAGAGCCAGAAGUUUCUAGGUCACCCCUCAGGGACACGGAGCCGGAGUGAGCUCUGCCUGGACCUUCCCGAGGCCCCCGACGACCCUGCUGCACUAGAGACCCGCUCGGUGGGCACCUGGGUUCGAGAACGGGACUUGGGCAUUCCAGAUGGUGAAGCUGCCCUGGUAGCUAAAGUGGCCGUGUUGGAGACCCAGCUCAAAAAAGCUCUGCAGGAGCUGCGGGCGGCUCAGACCCAGCAGGUCGACCUCCAGCCUCAGGCCUGGCCACCACCAGACACCCAGGUCCGCGUGGACACCGUCCGAGUAGUGGAGGGACCCCGGGAAGUGGAGGUGGCAGCCAGCACGGCAGCCGGGGCCCUUGCACAGCGAGCUCAGAGUCUGGAACCCUACGGAACAGGGCUGAAGGCCUUGACCACAUCUGGGGGACCAGAGAACACCCUCGUGUUCCGCAGUCAUGAAGUGGUGGAGACCAUGUGCCCACUGCCCACAGCUACCACGGGCAAUGUGCACACAGCCAAGAAGAUCAGCAUUACGGAACGGAGUUGUACUGGUGCACCCAGGAUGACAGAGCCUUCCUCCAUUAAUCCAUGCCCUGCUACAGCCUCUGUGGUACAGCCUGAGAACCCUGCCCCGGCUGCCCAGGACACCACUGACAAGAAGCCCACCAGGCCAGCAGCAGCAUCGCAGGACUCACAAGUGGCUGACGGAGCAGGCAGAGCCUCUUUGGGGGUCCAGUUGGCCACGAAGAGGAAAGAGGACCCCACAGACCCUGAAAUCCACCAGAGGAACCCCCAGUUUGUGGGAGUCAAUGGCGGGUAUGAGUCCCCCUCGGAGGACUCCAGCACAGCAGAAAACUCCGAACACGAGAGCACAGAGAACGAGGGCCCGGAGCCACCGGCAAGGGUUCUGAGCCCAGCUGAAUGUCCUCAGCUCAGGCCUCCAGGGGCUGCAGUGGCCACGACCAGUCUGGAGGGGCCCCAGCUCUCCCAGGAAUCCCAGCGCGUGCCUGCACCUGAGGUGGCGUCAGGACCCGAUCCUGAGGAGGAAAUUCGGAUGGACCUGAGCCCUGACCUCAUAUCAGCCUGCUUGGCCCUGGAGAAAUACCUGGAGAACCCCAAUGCCCUCACAGAGCGAGAACUGAAAGUCGCCUAUACCACAGUGCUUCAGGAGUGGCUGCGCCUGGCCUGCCGCAGUGACGCACAUCCUGAGCUUGUGCGGCGACAUCUAGUCACCUUCAGGGCCAUGUCUGCCCGGCUGCUGGACUACGUGGUCAACAUCGCCGACAGCAAUGGUAACACUGCCCUGCACUACUCCGUGUCACACGCCAACUUCCCUGUGGUGCGGCAGUUGCUGGACAGCGGGGUCUGUCAUGUGGACAAGCUGAACCGUGCCGGCUACAGCCCUAUUAUGCUCACUGCCCUGGCCACGUUGAAGACCCAGGAUGACAUUGAGACCAUCCUUCAGCUCUUCCGGCUUGGGAAUGUCAAUGCCAAAGCCAGCCAGGCAGGACAGACGGCCCUGAUGCUGGCUGUCAGCCAUGGGCGGGUGGACGUGGUGAGAGCGUUACUGGCCUGUGAGGUGGACGUCAACAUUCAGGAUGAGGACGGCUCCACGGCCCUGAUGUGUGCAUGUGAGCAUGGACACAAGGAGAUCACCGGGCUCCUGCUGGCUGUGCCUAGCUGUGACAUCUCACUCACUGACCGCGAUGGGAGCACGGCACUGAUGGUGGCCCUGGACGCUGGGCAGAGUGAGAUCGCAUCUAUGCUGUACUCACGAAUGAACAUCAAGUGCUCGUUCGCUCCCAUGUCAGACUACGAGAGUCCGGCUUCCUCUUCAGCCGAGGAGUGAAUACAGAGAGGAGCCAGUGAGUCCCCCAGGACCCACCAGCCACAAGCCACGCAUCAAACCGUCCCUCCUCCAUCCCUCUGUCCCAUUCUGCCUCGGCAUUCCUCAGCCCCUGCACUUCCCUGAGGGAACCCUGACAUCUACCAGGCUCAAGCUCCUGGAAGCCUUUCCCAGCGCCCUGGGUUCAAAGCCAGAAAGCCAAGCUACGUUCUCCUCCCAGUUGGCACCAGUUGACAACGCCUUGGGUGUGGGUUUCUUGCAAAGAACAUAGAGAACAAUCAGCCGGCAAUUAUGGGAGGAGGGGGGGGGCAAGAAGAGAAAAUACUGUAUUCUUGAGUCAUUGUUAGGGGAUGGGAGGGGUCAGAAUUCAGUUGCUAAAUUUGAAUGUCACUGGAAUGUUA